Molecule: messenger RNA, 2159 nt
Organism: Apis mellifera (honey bee)
Lineage: Eukaryota; Metazoa; Arthropoda; Insecta; Hymenoptera; Apidae
Gene: Nap1
Product: nucleosome assembly protein 1-like 1
Exons: 8
Coding region: 274-1437 (387 amino acids)
Biological process (GO): nucleosome assembly
Cellular component (GO): nucleus; chromatin
Molecular function (GO): chromatin binding; histone binding
Source: RefSeq, a predicted model, not a curated record
CAAAAAUUGAACCUUACGAUAGUUUCGUGAUUUCUGUACUGUUCUAUAUUGUUCUAUUAAAUAUGUAACAAAAGAAUAGAAUGUAUAAUAAAUGUGACGUAGUUGAAUCCGACAAAUAGUUGAUGAAUUAAUGUGAUUUCCGCUUUUUUUACGGCUUUGCGUGCUUCAUCAAAUAACCUUUUUUCUUUAUGAAUAUGGUGACUUUCAAAUGUCAGUUCAACAUUGUACCGAAAUCAAAUCAAAUUGGGAAAAUUCAUUACGUAUUAUAGUACUAUGACAACUGAUCCAGAGCGUGCUGGAGAUAAUAGUGAAAUGGAAUCUGUUGAAGAUGAAGACGAUAACAAAGCUCCAGAGCUUUUUGCUAAAGCUUUAAAUAGGUCUGAUAUGUUAGCUGCUCUACAAGAUCGUACUGCACCUGGAAUAGAGCAAAUGCAGAAUCUUCCAGCUCCUGUAAAACGCAGAAUUAAAGCUUUGAAACAAUUACAAUUAGUUACAACUAAUAUUGAAGCAAAAUUUUAUGAAGAAGUUCAUGCCUUGGAAUGUGCUUAUUAUAAAAUGUGUGCUCCUCUUUAUGAAAAAAGAAGUGAAAUAGUAUCUGGUGUCUAUGAACCAACAGAUGAACAAUGUGUAUGGGAGAGUGAUGAUGAUGAAGAAGGAUUAACUAAUGAUUUAAAAACAAAAGUGAAUCUCGAAGAUGAUAAAGAACAGAAAAAAGAAGAAGUUGAAAAUGAAGAUAUUAAAGGCAUCCCAGAUUUUUGGCUCACAAUAUUUAAAAAUGUUGAAACAUUAGCUGAUAUGGUUCAGGAACAUGAUGAAGCAAUACUCAAACAUUUAUAUGAUAUUAGAGUGAUAUUUCUUGAUAAUCCAAUGGGCUUUGUUCUUGAAUUCCAUUUUGCGCCAAAUGAAUACUUUUCUAAUUCAGUUUUAACAAAGGAAUACAUUAUGAAGUGUACCCCUGAUAAAAAUGAUCCUUUUAGUUUUGAAGGACCUGAAAUAUACAAAUGUAAGGGAUGCGUAAUUGAUUGGAAGAAAGGAAAGAAUGUUACAGUAAAAACUAUAAAAAAAAAUCAGAAACAUAAGUCUCGAGGGUCCAUACGAACAGUAACAAAAACUGUUCAGAACGAUUCUUUUUUCAAUUUUUUCAGUCCACCAAUUGUGCCAGAAGAUUCUGAAGCAGAAUUAGAUGAUGAAACUCAAGCUUUAUUAUCCAGUGAUUUUGAAAUUGGUCAUUAUAUUAGGGAACGUAUAGUUCCUAGAGCUGUAUUGUAUUAUACAGGAGAAGGUUUAGAAGAUGAAGAUGAAGAUUACGAAGAAGAAGAAGGUGAUGAGGAUGACCCUGAGGAAGAAGAUGAAGAUGAUGAGGAGUCUUCUCCAAAUAAUGCACCACCAGGUGGGAAACAACAGGGAACAGAUCCUAAUGACUGUAAACAACAGUAGAAUUACAUACAGAUUAAACUAAGAAAAAAAAUUGUCCGUGCGUACAGUAAGCGACAACAUACAUACACAAACACUAACGAAACUUGACCGAUAACUGCCUAGAUAUCCUGCACCAGUGGCUCCAACGUAAUCCUGUUUGUAUCAAUCAUCUAAUCAUAUCAUAUCUCCUAUUCCAGAUCAAGCCUAGACUCUUCGACAUACCGGUGAAAAAAAAAUUAUGCGUAUCCUCCCUUUAUCCAACGUUGACGAUGAAUAGAAAAUAUGGCUUAUUAACAGCCUAAGAUUUAAUGUCAUAUAAGUAUAAAUGAAUUGCGCUCUCCGCUCCACGUAAUCAUUGUCAUUUUUAAUUGCUUCAUUUUAUACUAUUGUUACGUUUAUAUACAAACAAGAAAGUUAGUUGAAUUUUUUUUUAAAACGCACGUUGACCUAUGAAGAAAUUUUUGGGUACUGUUAAAGCAUUUUUAAUACAAAAAAUUGAAAAAAGCAAACAGCAGACAGCGCUUUGUUUCUUCUUGUCGUAUAACAAACAUAUAGUGCCAUUUUCCUCUCCUGUUUCUUUUUUUUUUUUUUUUUUUCUCUCUCCACUUUUUUUUUAAUUGUUAUUCUCCUUUAAGUUCUUAGUAUUCCCUUAAGUUACAUAAAGUCUUUUUAUACGGUUUUAUACUAAAUUGUUUUCAUUUCAAUUUGUUAUGGAUUUGAAUUAUACUGGAUUUUGAAACUGA